This is a messenger RNA of Lytechinus variegatus (green sea urchin), 1006 nucleotides long. RefSeq lists its product as uncharacterized. The coding region runs from base 120 to 800 and encodes 226 amino acids. The record is from RefSeq and is a predicted model, not a curated record. The transcript has 8 exons. Lineage: Eukaryota; Metazoa; Echinodermata; Echinoidea; Temnopleuroida; Toxopneustidae.
UCGUUCGUAACUCGCAUUCAGAAGGAUUUCUAGGAGUUACAGGGCACGUCCAACUACGCUGUGUCUCAAGACAUCAUAGUUCUGCACGACAGGUUGCUACUUCCCAAUCCAUAUAGAAGAUGAAGUCCGUUCUCCUCCUUCUCUGCGCCGUCGCCAUGGCUUGCGGCACUCCCGUCUCGCAGUCACAGUCGCAAUCGACCGACACCGUUCACUCCGAUGCGCAGUCGAACGAUGAGACGAUCGUGGACAGCGCCAUGUAUAUCCAGAGCGUUUCUCACAUGGCAGUCGUCGAAAUGCUCUCUCCCUUGAUGUCGGCGAUGUCGUCUCUUGAUUUACAGAUUUCAAAAAUCCACAGCAUUGCUGUCAAGACAGGCGUUUCUAUUCCAAGCGUCAUAGUUCCAGAAAUCGACAUGACCAUUAUAUACAAGUGCAAGGCCAAAUCUGAGCCCAAGUUCUCCCCUGCACUCCCCUACCUUGUGUCGAAGAGAGACGAGAUAAAGUCCCAUACUGAUACAGCAACCCUGAUCGCUCACGGGAUCGAAUAUGUCGGUAACCUCCUUGCCCAUGGCGAGACGGACCAAAAAACCCUGGAAGCGAUGUCCUCCAAGCUGAGUGAUUUCUUGUCCAAAUAUUCCAGUUUGAUCUCCGGAUUGACGUCAUCAGUCUGUCUUGAUGAUAAAUCUAAAUCAAGAGAAUCCAUGGAUCAAAGGGUUCCACAAUCGAGUCAGGAAAGCAUGGAUCCUGCCCUGGAAAUUUUCUUUAGGGGAUUCUGCCCGACGGGAAUCUGUUCCAGCAAGUAAGGACGAGCUGGAUAGGAUAAACUAGGCAGCAUAGCUACCCAAUGCCGUUGGGACAGUACAGUUUGAGAAACUCUACCAUACAGAAACGAUUUUAUAACCAAUGACCGAGAAGUCUCUAAAAUAAAUCAUCGUAAUUUCCUCAUUCCUCUACAAUUUGAAUGUGAUCGGAUUUUGAUAUGGCGUGUUGUAUGCAAUAAAAUUGAAUU